CCCAACAAAGGAUUUGAUCAGACUGAAAAUCUCAUCGCAUCCUUCUCAGUUCUAUUCAGAAAUUAUGUGUUCCAAGAUAAUUUUAGUCCUGAUGGUGAUUUUCAUUGUAACUACUGGUGGUGAAACUUGCCACCCCAAUGACCUCAAGGCCUUGACUGAUUUCAAGGCUGGGAUCCGCUAUGAUACUUCAUUCAGGCUAGAGAAAUGGAAUGGGAGUACUGAUUGCUGCAAAUGGGAAGGCAUUUUGUGUGACAAUAGCACUGGUAGAGUCAUAGAAUUGAAUCUUCCAGGUCUCCUCACCUUGUAUGAUGCUCCAGCACAAACAGUCAUGGACGGCCAGCUAUCUCCUUCCAUUGCACUUCUGAGCUCUCUGGAAGUUCUUGAUCUUGGCGAAGUUCUUGAGCUCAAAGGGCAGAUUCCUCCGCUGAUAGGAAAUCUCACAAAGCUCCGAAAGCUGUUGCUUGACACCAACAAGCUUAGUGGUCCAAUACCAGAUAGCAUUGGUAAGCUACCUAAACUUGAAGAAUUGUGUCUGAAAGAGAACUACUUUUCUGGUUCUCUUCCUUUCAGCCUCGGAAGUCUCAGGAGUCUUAAAAGCCUCGAUCUUAGCUCGAACAAAUUUUCUGGUUCUAUACCUGAUUCUAUGGAAAAUUUGACAGAUUUGGAGAGCUUGACUCUUCAGGAAAACUUCCUAACUGGUCAUAUUCCAAAUAAUAUUGGUAACUUGCGGGCUCUCAAAGAGCUUGAUCUAUCAAACAACUUCUUGACUGGGGGAAUUCCUUUCUCCAUGAACAAGCUAAAUUCCAUUUCAAGCAUCUUCCUUGGCAACAACCAGCUUGAGGGAGAGAUACCAUUUCCUUCAAGCCCCGGUCAGAUGUCUUCCCUCGCCUUUCUACGCCUAAAUGACAAUCAUCUGACAGGCAGGCUACCUUUGUUUUUUGGGCACCUGAAAUCACUUCAAAGAGUCAUUCUUGACAAUAAUCAGAUUGAGGGGCCUAUCCAUUCCAAUUUUAGCGAUUUAAAAGCAUUGACAAUGUUGUAUCUCAGCAGAAACAGGUUCUCUGGUAAACUACCAAGAACUAUUGGACUGCUCUCUCAGCUUCAGUUUCUGGAUCUCUCUUACAACAUGAUUCAAGGACCACUUCCUUUGGAGAUGUCUACUCUCACAAAUCUUCAACUACUUGACCUGUCAUUCAACCAUUUGAAUUUGUCAUCCAUCCCAACUUGGCUUGUGGAGUUGCCAUCACUGUUUCAGCUUCACUUGGCUGGAUGUGGAAUACAGGGUGAAAUUCCUGGAUACUUGGAAAGACCUGCAAGCAUAUUGCAAGAAUUGGACUUAUCAGAUAACCAUAUUACUGGGAGCAUACCUGCAUGGAUUGGGAGCUUCACUAGUCUUUACCUUUUGAACCUCUCCCAAAAUUCCCUUGCUUCCAAGAUUCCCGAUACAGUUACCAAGCUUGGACGCUUAGGGGUGCUGGAUCUUCACUCAAAUAGGUUAUGGGGUCCUCUAAAUCUGGUAUUUCAAAUGCAAAGCAGUGGAGGAUUGACUUAUAUUGAUCUUUCUGAUAACAGCUUCUCAAAUGAUAUUGAGCAGGCUGACAUGGGAACGCAACAGGGGAUUCAGUACCUCAAUUUAUCACAUAACUUUCUCCAUGGUAAAGUGCCAACAAGUGUCGGAAAACUGCAAUCGCUGCAGACUUUGGAUUUGAGUUAUAAUCGGUUUGACUCUGUCCUGCCAGAAUCAUUAGCAAAUGCAAGCAUUUUGGUGAGUCUAGAGCUGCAGAAUAAUCUGUUUACAGGCAGAAUACCAGAUGGGUUUUUGAAAUUGACAAAACUCAAAGAGUUGAACCUAUCAGAUAAUCUUCUUUCUGGACAAAUUCCUAUUGGUGAGCCUCUAAUUAAUUUUCCAAAGAGCUCUUAUUCUGGAAAUAGAGGACUUUGUGGCAAACCCCUUGCUACCUGUAGCCCACACACUGUGUAUCCGUAUAUUACUUAGUUUUGGUCUUUCUUCGGGACGAAGAUUGGAAUGUGAUAGCAGCAGCUGGAGUCAAUUUUAUACAA
Coffea eugenioides is the source of this 2061-nucleotide messenger RNA. Its product is annotated as LRR receptor-like serine/threonine-protein kinase FLS2. Gene Ontology annotation, molecular function: protein binding. The transcript has a single exon. The record is from RefSeq and is a predicted model, not a curated record. The coding region runs from base 65 to 1996 and encodes 643 amino acids. Lineage: Eukaryota; Viridiplantae; Streptophyta; Magnoliopsida; Gentianales; Rubiaceae.